Molecule: messenger RNA, 1746 nt
Organism: Penicillium malachiteum
Lineage: Eukaryota; Fungi; Ascomycota; Eurotiomycetes; Eurotiales; Aspergillaceae
Product: asparagine synthetase domain-containing protein
Exons: 2
Coding region: 1-1746 (581 amino acids)
Molecular function (GO): asparagine synthase (glutamine-hydrolyzing) activity
Source: RefSeq, a predicted model, not a curated record
AUGUGUGGGAUUUUCUUUUCCUUGUCAUCUGGAACAAACUCACCUUCUUCAGAAACACAGUCUUUACUGGAGAAACGUGGACCUGACAGCUGCAAGACGCACACUGUCCACAAGGAGAUCUCAACGCCUGAUGGCCAGCUCCUGACUUACCACCUCACCUUCAUUUCGACGGUGCUAUCACUAAGGGGUGAUCAUGUCUACACCCAACCACUGAUAGAUCCAACUAGCCAGUCUGUACUGUGCUGGAAUGGAGAGGCUUGGAAAAUUUCAGGCAAGCGUGUCUCAGGCAAUGAUACUGAGCAUAUCUUGAGCUUGUUUUUGCGGGCCGUUUCUGUCGAUAAUGAUGACAGUAGAAGCCCCGCUCACAAACUUGGCGAGGCAGUUGCAAGUAUCUCUGGGCCAUUCUCAUUCGUGUUUUAUGAUGCAACAAACUCGCGAAUUUUCUUCAGCAGAGACUGUCUUGGUCGAAGAUCUCUCCUGCAGGGGUAUGAUGACGAUGGGACGUUGAAGAUUUGCAGUAUCUGCGACGGAUCUUCAUCGACCUGCUUUCAGGAGAUAGGCUUCAGUGGGGUUUAUAUGAUUGACCUUUUGGCGCCUCAUGGCCUGUCUCCAUCCAUUAAAGAACAAUAUAAGAUCGAGACAUUGCCGUGGAGCACUGAUCCCUCAACUGAGGGUCAUAUUAAAAACCCAAUUCCACCAAUGAACAUGUCAGUUCCAUCAGAACAGCCACCAGCAUUAACAUGGGAGACUCCGUUUGUUCUGGACCUAGAAUCCAAACUUCGCGAGUCUUUAGCAUUAAGAAUUGACGAUGUUCCUGAGCCGCCUGGUUUUAUCCAAGGAAAAAGCGCAAAGGUUGCUGUCCUCUUUUCUGGUGGCCUUGACUGCACACUCCUCGCUCGGUUAUCUCAUGACAUCUUGCCUAUCGACGAACCAAUCGAUUUGCUCAAUGUCGCCUUCGAGAAUCCCCGUGUGGCAGCUGCCGCUAGUGCAAACAAGUCAAGCUCACCUCAGCCUCUCUCAAUAUAUGAGGCUUGUCCUGAUCGGAUGACCGGUCGUUCAGCCUACAAUGAGCUUCAGAAAAUAUGCCCGGGUCGGAAUUGGCGCUUCGUAGCCAUCGACAUACCUUAUCAAGAAACACUAGCACAUCGAGAUAUUGUGAAGCGUCUCAUAAGACCACAUAACACAGAGAUGGAUCUCUCCAUUGCGUGCGCUCUAUACUUUGCCUCAAGAGGCCAAGGCACAAUCUCUAUUAACGAUAGUACUACUUCCAGUACAGAUCAGCCUUUCACUACAUCUGCACGUGUACUGCUCUCUGGCUUAGGUGCCGAUGAGCUCUUUGCCGGAUACGGUCGGCACGGCGUGGCCUUCAAUCGUAAUGGAUUCGAAGGUCUUGUGUCAGAAAUAAAUUUGGACGUUAGUCGUCUCGGACAAAGAAAUCUGGGUCGUGAUGACCGCGUCCUUUCCCACUGGGGUCGAGAGACUCGAUUUCCUUUCCUGGAUGAAGAAUUCGUCGCAUGGGUUCUUCAAUCUCCAGUAUGGGAGAAAUGCGGGUUUGGAGUUGCGGCUGUCCAAGUGUCAGAUGAGAUAACAACAGGCAUUGACGCUGAAAAAAUGGCGCUUCGACUUGUUGCACUUCGACUCGGACUUUCCAGUGUUGCACGUGAGAAAAAGCGCGCCAUUCAAUUUGGCGCUCGCACGGCAAAAAUGGAGAAGGGACGAACGAAAGGCACUGAUACUCUCAGUUGA